This is a messenger RNA of Sorghum bicolor (sorghum), 3020 nucleotides long. RefSeq names its product pentatricopeptide repeat-containing protein At2g03880, mitochondrial. Gene Ontology annotation, biological process: RNA modification. The record is from RefSeq and is a predicted model, not a curated record. The coding region runs from base 985 to 2796 and encodes 603 amino acids. NCBI's taxonomy places the organism in Eukaryota, Viridiplantae, Streptophyta, Magnoliopsida, Poales, Poaceae. Gene Ontology annotation, molecular function: protein binding; zinc ion binding; RNA binding. The transcript has a single exon.
UUUAUUUUUUGUUGAUAUAAAUUAUUUUAUAUAAUUUAUAUUUUCAUGAUAAAUAUUAGAUAAAUAAUGCUUGAUUAAUUUACACAUAACAACUUACAGAGUAGGUUAGACCAUAUUUGGACAAGAAUGAUACCGCUUGCCAAGUUUAGGGACAUGCAGUCAUCACCUUGAAAGUUCAGGGACUAGAAUGACACCACCGGACAAGUUUAGGGACAUGUGGUGAUUACCUUAACAGUUCAGGGAUCUAGAUGACACCGUCUGUUAAGUUUAUGGACUCAUAGAUAUCACUUUAGAAGUUUAGAGACCUAGAUGACACCGCCACAAGCACCACCGGCGGUGGAUUUUGCUCUUUUUUAUUUGCGGAGCACAGACCCCUCAUCUCUUUUACUUUGUCUGCAGCAGUUUUUCUCUGGUAGAGUAGUAGACAUAGACUGCAGCCGUUUUUCAGAUGGAGUAGAGCCGUCGUGUGUGUGAGAGCGAGAUUUUGGAGCGAACCAGCUCUCAGAUCGUGGCAGCCAUCAUUGCCAAAACCAGAAUCCAAUGCGUCUACGUGCUCAUGUGAUAAUGCUGCGAGCUCUGUUCGAGUGGGAGUGGUGGCGCUGGAAGCUACUAGAAACGAAGGGGAUGAAAGGCACGAGUCUGUCCACGUCGACGGUUCAGUGCUUUCCUGUCGCCAAAGAGUACGAGAGUCGAUAGGAAUGAUAUCCAAAAACGGCACGUCGAUGCGGUUCAAGUGCUUUUGUCUGCUCAAGUUAGCGGAGAAAAUCAACCACACCCAUCGUUUUAGAGAAGGCGUGAGCGCAGUAGCUCGGUUUUGUCGGCAAGAGUCUACGAGUUAGGCCGCCGGCAGCAAAACAAACCCGGGCGCGUGCCGCCGCACGUCGUUGCUGUCUUUUGUCGGCAAGAGUCUAUGGGCGUGGUACUGUGUGACUGUACUAGUCGAUUGGACUUUGGAGUGCAUUGCCAGCAGCGCAGUUUGCACGCAUGGCACCUCUUCCUCAUGGUGCGUGCCCUCCUGUUGGAUGGGUUUGCACAAGUCGCGCCGCCGUGGACCUGCACGCCCUAGAUGUGUUGCGACUAUCGUGUACGUAUACGAAGCAUGCAAGUUUGAAGCGCCAUCGCCGUACUCGACGUACGUUUUCCACUCCAGGGGCCACCGCCAUCGCCGUACUCGACGCACAGUCCGAUCCCAUAACUGACUGCACUGUCCGACCCCACGGCGGCCCUCCGAUGGCGUUGCCGGCGGGCACGGGGGUGGUGGCCUACAACGCGGCCAUCUCCCGGUGCGCCCGCGCGGGGCUGUACGCGCGGGCGCUGGCGCUGUUCCGCGAGAUGCGCGGGCGGGGGCUGCGCGCCGACGAGUACACCCUCCCGCCGCUCCUCAACUCCGCGGCGCUCCUGCGGGGCCCGCCGGGGGCGGUGGCCGCGCUGCACGCGCUCCUCCUCCGCGCGGGGCUCGCGCACCACCUCCACGUCGCCAACGCGCUCGUCGACGCCUACGCCAGGCUGCCCUGCGCGGGGGGCGCCGCCACGGCGCGGGCCGUGUUCGACGAAAUGCCGCGCCGGGACGUCGUCACCUGGACCUCGCUCCUCACGGGGCUCGCGCGCGCCGGCGCCCACGCCGCGGCGGUCCGCGCGUACCACGGCAUGGUCGCCGCGGGGGUCCAGACCGACGAGUUCGCCGUCGCGGCGGUGCUCAGCUCGUGCGCGGGCUCCACCGCGCUCGACGUGGGCCGCUCGGUGCACGCCGCCGCGGUCCACCUCGGGCUCUGCCCGUUCCGCUCGGUCGGGAACUCGCUCGUGUCCAUGUACGCCAAGACCGGCGCGCUGCACGACGCGCGGGCGGUGUUCGACGCGAUGCCGGCGCGGUGCACCAUCACGUGGACGGCUCUCAUCGUCGGGUACGCGCAGAACGGCCGUGGCAGGCGGUCGCUCGAGGUCUACACCGAUAUGGUCAGGUCCGGGUGCAGGCCGGACUACGUGACCUUCAUCGGUCUGCUCUUCGCGUGCAGCCACGCCGGCCUCGUCGACGCCGGCCGGGAUCACUUCCGGUCCAUGGCGGUCGACUACGGCAUCGCUCCGGGACCGGAUCACUACGCGUGCAUGGUCGACUUGCUAGGCCGGGCGGGGAGGCUGGACGAGGCCAUGGACCUGCUGAACCGGAGCUCCACGGAGCUGGACGCCACGGUGUGGAAGUCGCUGCUGGGCGCGUGCCGGGUGCACCGGAACGCGGAGCUCGCCGAGCGCGCGGCCGAGAUGGUGUGGAGGCUGGAUCCGACGGACGCCGUGCCGUACGUCAUGCUCUCCAACCUCUACUCCCGGGCGAGGAGAUGGGGCGACGUCGCGAGGAUCCGCGCGCUGAUGAAGGCGAGAGGGAUCACCAAGGAGCCCGGGUGCAGCUGGGUGGGCGUGAACGGCGUCACGCACCUGUUCCACGUCGAGGACCGCGGGCACCCGCGGGCGGCCGAGAUCUACCGCAAGGUGGAGGAGAUGACCGAGAGGAUCCGGGCCGAGGGGUACGUGCCGGACACGGACUGGGCGCUGCAGGACGAGGCGCCGGAGGGGAGGGAGAGGGGGCUGGCGUACCACAGCGAGAGGCUCGCCGUGGCCUUCGGGCUGCUCGCCGUGCCAGCGGCCGCACCCAUCCGCGUGUUCAAGAACCUACGGGUGUGUGGCGACUGCCACACGGCAAUCAAGAUGGUCGCCAAGGCGUACGGCAGAGUGAUUAUUUUGAGGGAUGCAAACUGCUUCCACCACAUGAAAGACGGAGAGUGUUCUUGUGGUGAUUACUGGUAGGGAGACUCGGCGAAGUGGCGAAGUCGGCUCUUUGAUUUUGAUAGAUUCUUUAGCUGGUAUGAAUGCUACCAUAGAGCGAACUAGUGGUAUCGAGAAAUUGGAAUUUCUGUUCGAUGAGAAUUGACAACACGUCAAGAAGAGAUCAAAUUCCCUCCAGAAAAUUGCUCUGAACUUCUAUUAGAUUUGAAUUGCACCAAAGGUGCCAGUGAUGUACAAUGUGCUAG